AUGGGUAAUACGAACAGAAAAGAUAUAAGUCACAAAGAGUAUGAUAAAAGUUUUAUAAAUAUCGAGUCUGCUGAAGAAAAUAAAAAUAUAAAAAAUAAAAAAUUUAUUAAUAUCGAUAAUAGUAAUAGUAAUAGUAAUAAUAGUAAUAAUAGUGAUAAUAAUAAUAAUAGUAAUAAUAAUAAUAACAAUAUUGUUAGAAAUAAUAAUAAUUUUAUAAAUCGUGAUAAAAAAAAGAAUGUCAUAUUAAAUGAGGAUGAUGAUAUAAAAAAUAAAGAAUUAGUAGAUGAAAGCUUUGUGAAUAUAUUUUUUUAUGAAAAUUAUUUUAAAAAUCUUUUUAAUUUAAAUGACGUGAGUAAUAAUAAAGUUUUAAAUAUUAUUGAACAAAAGGAUGGAGAUGAAAGGAAUGCAGAUAAUAAUUUAAAAAAUAAAAAUAUUGUAAGAGAUAAUAUAAAUAAAAUAAAGAAUACAAGAAAUGUGAAUGAAAUAUUAAUAUAUAAUAAUAAAUAUAUCAUUAAUUUUUUAAAUGAUACUACAAAAUGUAAAAUAGAAAUUGCUAAUUUUAUUUCUUUCUAUUUUUUCUUUCUACAUCUGAAAGAUAUAUUAAAUAAAAAUAAUGAUAAUGAAUUAAUUAAUAAAAAAAAAUCAUCCCUUAAGGAUAUAUCUAAUGUAAAAUAUAUAUAUAAAAAAAUUAAGACAUCCAAAAAAUAUAUUUCAUCUAAUGAUAUGCAUACUUGUAUAAGGAAUUAUUUAUAUCACAUUGAUAAGAAAAAUUAUCCUAUUAUUAAAAAAACAAAAUGUCCUUUCUUAAACACCACAAACGUUUUAUAUAAUAAAAGAGGAUAUAUGGCUUCAUGUCCCCUGGGUGUCAAGGGAAAAAUAAAACAUAAAGCAAAUAUAUCUUCUAACAUUAAAUUAAAGAGAGAAAGAAAUGAUAGUAAUAUGUUUAAUAAUAUGAUAAGUAAAGAUACUAAUAUGAAUGUUAAACAAGAGCUAAUAAUACAUAAUAAUGAUUCUGUUAAUAAUAACAUAACUAAGGUCGAUGGGUGCUCGGUGCCUACUCAUGAUAAUAGCUUUUUAAAUAUGGAGGCAGAAGAAUUUAAAAUGUUAAAAAAUUAUUUGAGAGAUGUCAAGGAGAGAAAAAAAAGAAAGAAGAAAGGAUAUAAUAGCACAAGUAACUUUAUAUCACACGGUGUUAGAUUAGGGACGACACGAUCGAGAAUUAGAGGGAAAUGUUUGUUAAAGAAUAAGAAGAUGCAUAUGUAUGAUGAUAUUGCUGAUGAGAUAAAAGAGAUGAAAAAGGAAAAAAUGAAAAAAGUACAAAAAGAUGAUAAUGAAGAAUUGAUUAAAAAAAAAAAAAAAAAAAUUAAUAAGGAUGAUGGUACAGAAAAUGGCAUCAUGGAAGAUGUGAAUGAUAAGAGAAAACUUGAUUGUGAUUAUAAGAAUAAAUUUAAUGAUGUUGAAAAAAAGGAUCUUAAUAUUUGUGCUACUGAAAAUGUUGAUGAUGAUGAUGAUGAUAAUAAUAAUAAUAAUAAUAAUAAUAAUAAUAAUGGUUAUAAAAAAAAAAUAAAAAAUAAAAACAAAAACAAACAUAAUAACAAACAUAAUAACAAACAUAAUAACAAUAAUAAUGAUAAUUUUGUAUCUGUUAAUGGUUCUUAUGAUAAUUCUUCCAUUGUUAAUAAUGUGAUUAAUGAUGAGAUAAGAGGAAAAAAAAAUAAUAAAAAAGAAGUGGAAAUCAUGGUAGAUAAGAAUAAUGAUACGGAAAAUGAUGGUAACAAAAAGUAUGAUACAUCGUACUCUUUUAAUAUAAAGAAUACUUUGUCUAAGGUGUUUUAUAAGAAUUAUGUAAAGAGAAAGGGAAUGAUAAAACAACAUAAUAAUAACAUACAUAAUAAUAUACAUAAUGAGAAGGUGUUGUUAGAUGACGCGAAAGAGAAAGCGGAUCCUAUGAAUUUAGGUAUAUCCUUUUCACCUGCUGGUUUAUUAAUACCUUAUCAUUUAGGUGUAAGUAGUUUAUUAAUAGAAAAGAAUAUAUUAAAUAUGCAUACUAGUAUUGCUGGUUCGUCAGCUGGUAGUAUUUGUGCAUGUUGUUUGAGUGUAGGGUUAAGUGUAAAUAAGUGUUACUUUUUAAUAGAGAAUAUUAUUAGUAAUGUGUAUAAGCAUGGAUGUUAUCAGAAGCUUGAAAAUAUAUUAAAUAUAGAAUUAAAUAAAUAUUUAUAUGAGGAUAGUUAUAUAUAUUUAAAUAAUCGUAUAGGAAAUGUGUUUGUAGGUAUAACACAAAUAUUACCUUAUUACAAAAAAUUAAAUAUAAAUAAUUUUUAUGAUGAUAAUGAUUUAAUUAGUGCAAUUAUUGCAUCUUGUAAUAUACCUAUGUAUUUAUCUAGUAAUAUAUUUGUAAACUUUCGAAAUAAAAAAUGCAUAGAUGGUUUUUUUAGUACCAAGAAAAAAGAUUUUGGGUGUCCAAAUACUAGAACAGAACGUAUUAUUAAGGUAUCUCCGUUUGAUUCUGAUUAUGUAGGUAUAGGUAAUAAAAAUAAUAGUGUCAUUAGUCCUCACCUAAUAAAAUAUAAUCAUAUACUUUUUCUUUUUAUUUGUGUCAAGAAUAUAUUUCAUAAGUAUAUAAACAACUUGUGGAUAGAGAAGGAUUAUUUAUUUUUGAUUGAAAACUUGAAGGAUAUUCUGGAGAGGAAAAUAUUUGAUUACUAUACAUUUGUUAAGAGAUACUUUACUUUUUUAAGAAAAAAUGAGACGAUAGAUGAUAAGUAUGAAGAGGAGGAAUAUGAAGAUGAAGAUGAAGGAGAAGGAGAAGAAUAUGAAGAAGAGGAUGACGAUGAGGAAGAGGAAGAGUAUGACGAUAAUAAUGAUAACCAGGAUGACGGAGAUAAAAACAAAACUACUAACGAAAAGAAUAAAAAAAAAAAAAAUAAAAAUAAUAAUAAUAAUAAUAAUAAUAAUAAUCUUUUUAAUAAUAAUACGAAUAGUUGUGUGGGUGUAAGCGAAAAAGAUUUUAUAAGUACAUCAAUUGUUGCUAGUUUUGCCAAUAUGAAAAGACAAAUGAAUGAGAAAAUAGAAAAACGGAAAAAUGAAAAGAAAGAAAAGAAAGAGAAAUUACAAAGGAGAAAUAUGAAUAAAUUUUCUAAAAAUAGAAAUAAGAAUAGAUAUAUAAAUAAAGAUAGUAAUAUUCAUUUAAUGAAUUUAAUAAGAAUAAAAUUUAAGAAUUUAAAUUAUAUGAAUAUGAAUUCUUUUGAAAUUGAAUUAUAUUUAAAAAUAAAUAAUGAUAUAUUUUUACAGUUUAAUAAACAUAAUUAUAAUGUACAAAAUUUUUAUAAUUUUUCUAUAACGUUAAUAAAUAUUAUGAGCAAAUAUUAUUCCGAAAAUUUUUAUGCACAUAAUUUAGAAAAAAUAGUGUAUAAUUUUUUAUUAAAUAAUAAAAAUUUUGAAGAUAUAGAAAAGCAAUAUUCUUCAAAAGAAGAUAUGAAUGAAUUGGAUAUCUUAGUUAAUACUUAUGAUAUGAAAUAUGAUAAAAUUAUAGAGUUUUUAAAAAAUAAUGCAUAUUUGAAAAUCGAUAGAUAUAUAUAUUUUUAUCCUAAACUAAAAACAGAUAUUAUAUUAUUUUUCUUUAAAGAAAUUUUUUUGAAUGAUAAUAUAUUAAAAAUUGAUAGAAAAUUUUUAAAAAAAAAUAUAACGAUAAUGAUUGAAGUAUUAAAAGAAAUAUUUUUUAAAGAAUAUGUUAAAAGGUGUAUAACAAAGGUGAUUUUUUUCCCUGUACAUAUGAAAGAACAUGAUAAUAUAAUGAAUAAAAAUUAUUAUAAUAACAAAUAUGUAAAUAAUAGUAAUAUGUUUAACACACGUGGUGAUCAUUAUAAUAACAAUCAAACUAAUGAUAAUCAUUAUAAUCAUCAUUAUGAUAAUUCCCAUAAUAAUAAUAAUAAUAAUAAUAAUAAUAGUAAAUAUUAUAAGAAUAAGAAUAAAAAUAAAAUAAUGUAUGAAAAGGAAAGAAAAUCGUCAUCUUUAUUCAUAUCGAAUAAUGUUCAAGAUGUAAAACCUAUAAAACAUUAUUUAAAAUAUAGUAGUAUAUAUAAAAAUUUUAUUUAUAUUAUAAGUGAAAUAAAAAAUUUUAAUAAUAAGAUAACCAAAAUUAAUAGAUAUAAUUAUUAUAACUAUAUGAAUUUAAAUAUUGAUGAUUUGAAUGAUGCUUAUUUGUUUUUGUAUGUUUAUUUAUAUUCGAAUGUAUAUUACAAGAGUUUCUUUUCACUGAUGAAUAUGCAAUAUAGGGAUUACCUCCUGAGGGCCCGGAGAUUAUCUCGAGAGGAAAAUAAGAUAUCCUCAAAGGAUGAUUCUACAGGGAAAAAUACUACUACUAAUAAUAAUAUUAAAAAAAAUAAUAAUAAUAAUAUUAACAAUAAUAAUGAUAAUAUUAACAAUAAUAAUGAUAAUAUUAACAAUAAUAAUGAUAAUAUUAACAAUAAUAAUGAUAGUAAUAAUAUUUGUAGUAGAGACAACAAAGGUAAUCUUACAAAUUAUGGUAAUAUAUCUACAAAAGAAAAAAAUAGAAACAUUUUUAGAAAAUGGAAUUCAAAGGAUUUGAAAACUACCUCUAACAAUUAUAUUGCAACAAAUAAGCUAGCCAAAACAUUUUCUGGAAUUUGGCUAGAUAAAAAAAAAAAAAAAAAAAAUGACAAAACCAUAGAAAGAAAUGAAAAUGUUGAAAAUAAAAUAGAAGAAAAUUUUAUAGAAAAUAAUUAUACAAUAGAUAAUGAUAAAAGAGAACUUAAUAUGUAUAAUAAAAUUAAGAAUGAAAAGACAGAAAAGGAAAAUAAUAAUAAAGAUAUGGAAUGCCUUCAAAAUGAUAAUGAUAAGAAUGUUAAUAAUAAUUUUAAGUUUAUAGAAAAUAAUGGAACAAAUGAAAUAAAAAAGGAAUUAUAUAGAAACGAUAUGUAUAAUGAUGGAAUUAUAAAUUUUGAUAUUAACAAUGAAUAUUUUUUCCGUAAUUUAAAUAAUAUGAAUGAGUGUCAAUUUUUUAAAUACACAUUAUUGGAUAAGAACGAUAAUGUGUUUGAUCAUAUAAAUAAUAAGGAUAAUAUAGAUUAUAAUAAAUAUUUUUAUAAAUUCGAGAACUUGAUUAUUUUUAAUUAUGAUUUUACAUUGAUUUCAAAAAUUGAGGACUUUUAUCAAUCGAAUAGAUAUAAAAUAUUUGAUAUAAAUAAGAAAAAGAAAAAGGAAAUAUUUUAUCAUUUAUAUUAUAUAUAUAUAUAUUAUAGGGAUAUUUUAUUUUUAUUGAAGUUUGUUUUUACAUUAAAUUUUUGUGAGAACACAAAAUAUAAAUUUUUAAAAAGAAGAAAAAAUACAUAUAAAAAGAAAUAUAAGGAUAUGAAGGUUCCCUAUAUUAAUUUACAUAUCGAACAAGGAGGAGAUAUAAAGGGAAACCAUGAAAAUAUACAAUAUAGGAAGAAUAAUGAUGUUGAUAUUGUGUAUAAUAAUAGGGUUGAAGAUAUAAGAGAAAAUAUGAAGGAACCUAUUAAAAAUGGAUAUGCUGAUACAUAUGGGAAUAUAUAUAGACAUACCCACAAUAAUUAUAAUUAUCAUAAUAAUAAUAAUAAUGAUAUGACUUUGUAUAGUAGAAGUAUGUUACAAAAGAGCAAAGAAAUUAAUUUGUUAAACAAUCCUAUGUUUUCUUCAAAUAUUGAUGAGACGUUUAUGGAUAGUGCAUCUGAUGUGAAUGAUUAUGAUAUAGAUAAUAAUAAAAGAAUGCAACCACAUUUUUAUGACUUAUGUGAACAUAUAAAGAAACCAACGAAUAAUGGAGUUAAUAAUAUUUAUAGUAAUAAGAAUCUUUAUGGUGAUGAGAACUUGAAUUAUCCUACUUCAAGCACCGGAAAAGGGACACCUAGAAGAUUAUUUGAAGGAUCAAAUAAUGAUGGAAAUAAUUCUGUUAUUUUAUCUAAAUCUGAAUAUGUAAGAAAGAAAAGAUUAAGAUAUUUAGAAGGUAAUGAUAGUGAUUUUGUUGAGGACUUAAAAACAAAUAUUGAAGAUAAGUUGUAUGAUAAAUAUAAAACAUAUUUUGUUAAGAAUGUAUAUUCUAUGAGGAAACUAUUUAAAAUAGCUUUAGAAGGUUCUGAAGAAAAAGUUAUAAAAAAAAUUUAUGAUUUAGGUAGGAGCGAUGCUCAUUUAUGGUUAUUCGUAGAAUAUUUAAACGUUGGAAUAUAUUUAUACAAAAGAAUUUAUACAAUAUAUAUUAAAUUACUUACAGUUUUUGAAUCUUUAAUAUAUUUAACAAAUAUAAAUAAGAAAAAAAAAAAAGUGGACAUAUCAACUUUUCUCGCAUCGAUUGAAUAUGCUGUAAUAUAUGUUAAUGGUAAUCCAUUUGAUUUAUUUAAGUUUUGUAAUUUGCUUGUUUUAUGUUAUACAUAUUAUAGUAUGCCUUAUGUGAAAUCUCAAACAUGUGUACUCAAUAAUAAUGAUGAUAAUAAAUUAGGUACAAUGGUUGAUAAGAAUAUCAUGAAUAAAGAGUCCGUGCAUGCAAAUGGUAUUUCAAAGGAGUUAAUUAAAAAUGAGAAAACAAAUGAAAAAUUAAGAAAAAAGGAUGAACAAAAAAAAAUGAAAAAAAUCAAGAAGAAUAGCACUUCAAGUAUUGAUAUGGAUAUUAAUAAUUAUGAAAAGGGUAAUAUAGAUGUAAGACAAAACAUUGAUUAUAAUAAUAAGAAAGAAGACAAUGUAAAUAGCGAUCAUAUAAUAAAAAGAAAGAAUCGUAUUAGAAAAAUAAAUAAACAAAGAAAUAAUAAAGAGAAAUUAAAAAGAAGCAUAAGUUUGCCAUUAAAUUUAAAAAGAACUGUUGUAAAAAUUAUUAAUUUAAAAAAUAAAAUAAAUUUAAAUAAAAAUAUCAUAGAUGCUAUUAAUAAUGAUAUAUUAAAAGGAACCCCAUACGAACACAUAUAUACACAUUCUAAUUUUUGGAUAUAUUCUUCAUCAGAUGAGAGUGAUACAUAUAAUUGUUCAAACGAUUAUUAUUUAAAUAAUGUAGAUCAUGGUAGUAAAGAAUUUGAUAAUAUUUUUGAUCAAAUGUCAGAUGAACUGGAUAAUUUUUCGCGCAUUUCUAAUUUUUUUAAAACUUUUAAAAAUCUGGAUAACAGCUUGAGUUUAUCUGGUUAUUUUGGUUUUUAG
Plasmodium reichenowi is the source of this 7161-nucleotide messenger RNA. RefSeq lists its product as hypothetical. The transcript has a single exon. NCBI's taxonomy places the organism in Eukaryota, Apicomplexa, Aconoidasida, Haemosporida, Plasmodiidae. Gene Ontology annotation, molecular function: triacylglycerol lipase activity. The record is from RefSeq and is a predicted model, not a curated record. Gene Ontology annotation, biological process: lipid homeostasis; triglyceride catabolic process. Gene Ontology annotation, cellular component: lipid droplet; membrane; cytoplasm. Bases 1 to 7161 code for a protein of 2386 amino acids.